Molecule: messenger RNA, 1359 nt
Organism: Cryptomeria japonica (Japanese cedar)
Lineage: Eukaryota; Viridiplantae; Streptophyta; Pinopsida; Cupressales; Cupressaceae
Product: pentatricopeptide repeat-containing protein At2g15630, mitochondrial
Exons: 1
Coding region: 149-1147 (332 amino acids)
Molecular function (GO): protein binding
Source: RefSeq, a predicted model, not a curated record
UACAACCAAGGAGAAGGCGUUCAACAACUCUAGACUUCGUAAUUAACGAUGCCCACAAGAAAAGUUUAUACAGAACCCUAGCUUACCAGAUGCAAUUCAGGCGGAAAAUUAAAACGAGUGAGUAAAACGCGCAUUCUUCUCUGUUUCAAUGGCUGCUCUCUCUGUGUCAGCGAGUCUGCUGAAAUGCUCAGUUGCACAUAAGAACAAUAACAUCAGGUCGAUGCCCAUUAAAGUAGGGCAAGCGAAAAAGCCCUCAUUGCAAUUGCAGAGAAGAAGCUUUAAAGUACAUGCUGUUGUCAAGGAGAGAGAAUCGGACAAGGAAUAUCAAAUCGGUAGAUCUCUUUCCGAGGGCAUAGACAAAGAAUUGUUGAGCAAAUUUAGGGCGGAUGAAUUUGCAGAAAAGGCGUCCUCAGAGUACAACUCUGCCAUUGAGAUUUUGAGCUUGGCCGGAUUCACGGAUGAGGCCAUUGAACUGAAGCAAUGUAUGGAAAUGAAGAGAAUUCCCCUCACUACAGACACAUAUGUUCCUCUGAUAAUUGGCCUAUGUUUAAAGAAGAAAACAAAGGAAGCCAUGGCUCUGCUCGUGGAGACCAAAGGUAAGCCAGGCUGCGAGCCCAAUGAAUUUGCAUAUGGCGCCAUAAUUGAAAGGAUGUACCAGGAUAAAAUGAAUGAUGGCGCUCUUUUGCUUGUGCGGGACAUGAUUAGUCGUGGCUUGGUGCCUCUGGAGGUUACUGUUGCUGGCCUCAUUAAUGCAAUGUGCAAGCACAAGUAUUUUUCAAUGGCUACUGAACUUGUUCAUCAGAUCUUGCAGCCUAAUAUCGUUUACUACAAUUGUCUCAUUGAGGCUCUGGGAAAGUAUGAGGAGGCUGGCCUUGCCAAGAAUACAUUGACCCUUAUGGAGAAAAGAGGGGUGGAUGCUGAUUAUGAAAGUUAUUACAGUGUGAUAACGAGCUGUGCUUCCAAGGGCUUGGUUGAUGAUGCUACACGGGUUGUUCUAGAGAUGACAGCAAAGGGAUUUGGUGAAGUUCCCGAGAUUGAACCUGAAGAAAUUGAGGAAUUAGAGGCGGAGAUAAAGAAAAAAGGCUUUGAAUCUGACAGAAUUGAGGAAUUAAAGAAGGAAAUGAAGAAAAAAGGCAUGAAGUUUUAGAUUAUUGUAUCAGAAAGAGUUUUAAGACUUGAAUUUUGAAUUCCUUGAAUGCGUAAUUUGAACAAUUUACUGCAGGUACUUUGUUUUAUGUUAAAGUAAUAGCUGUCCUAUAAAAGUUAGGUAAAUGUCGAGAAAAAACUACAGCUCCAUGUUAGAUCACAAGUUUGAAUUAAGCGAGACUAUAACAUUCAACGGUGUUUUUGUUAAUGUUA